Molecule: messenger RNA, 2385 nt
Organism: Schistosoma mattheei
Lineage: Eukaryota; Metazoa; Platyhelminthes; Trematoda; Strigeidida; Schistosomatidae
Source: the annotation of a GenBank genome assembly
AUGGCAGCAUCCCUAAGAGACGAUGAGCUGCGGAGGGAACUCAAGGCUUUGGGCUUUGAUCCAGGUCCAAUAACGGCAACUACAAGGUCUGUUUAUAUAAAAAAACUUGAAAAGCUCCAAAAGGAGAAGAAGUCAUUCAGUGUGGGUAUUUCAACAAAAGAAGCAUCAGAAACACCUAAACAAAUAUCUAAGUCACGCAAAUCAACUGGGACUAUAAAUUCAAGCUCUUCAGGAACAGAAGGUUCCAGUGUAAUCAGUCGUAAGCAUACAACUAUCGAAUCGAACCAUGACAUAGGAACAGAGAAUAAACACUUUCCCAGUAAACAAUAUUCAAAAUCCAAGCCACCUCUUACCGGACAUAAUGUGGAUUUAUCUGAACCUUACACUGAUAUACUUCCGAGCUUAAUCCCAAUAGGAACAUCUCAAGCGGAACCCGUGAAUAAGUUUCGUAACGAUUCCGAUAUGAUCACUCCAGUUUCUUCACAUACGCAGUAUCCUGCACAAAGAUUUUCACGUGACCUCAAUCAGAGCUCAGUUGAUUAUACACCCACCAGGAAAACGUAUAUUUAUAUUAAGGAUGAUUCUGUAGACGAUGAUACAGAUGACGAAUUAUCAAAACCAAGUUCGAUGUCAUCCACCUUGUCCAGAGUUACUGGUUGGCUCAAUCGGAGUGCCCAUGAAUUUACGAAACCUAGGUCUCCAAGGGAUGAGUCUGUUUAUGAAAAAUCCAAACUUAGUGUUCGUCGUUCCUCACACAGCAAUGAUCGUUUACAAAUAUCAGAUACAGAUAGUUCUGAUAUAGAAAAGUCCACUCAGAGCCCUUUCUUCAAGAGACUGUAUUCCUCUCCAUUCAGGAACAUGAAAUCGCGAGAUACUGGAAUCACAACGUCUCCUGGUCUUCUCUUCACUCCACCAUCUAGGAAUCUUGAUAAGCCGACAUAUCACGGUGUUUCUAUUUUAUCUGAAGAUACUGAUUUCAAUGAUCUUGUUCGUAGCCAAAAGCAGCGUGAUCAAAAGAACAGCUUUUCAAAUUAUUUCUUAUUUGGGAAGCAUUUCCCUUGCAGUGUCUCAAAUAUCCCUAAUUUGAUUCUUAUUUCAAGCAUAAUCGUGUGUUUUAUGUUAGUUGCAAGUUAUUUAUUCUUGAAGGAUCACCAUGGAGAAGUUGGUAAAAUGGCAGAUGUACAGAAGUUACUUUGUCGAUCUCCAGGCGACUACAAUAAUAGUCUUACAAAAGGCUUACAUCGCUGCCUACAUGAAGAUGAUCUAACUGCAUCCUUAUGGGUUCUUGGGAUUUUAUAUGAUAUUCUCAGUCGUUACGCUGGGGAGUUUUACUGUAAAGUUGGAGUUUUAACUAGUCCUCGUCUAGAUGUAUCUUCUGCUGAACGUCUAGUUGAGCACAGCUUACAAAUGAAAGGCUGGCCAACAUUUCCGAAAACUGAUUUUCGUCGGGUGUGGGAUAAUACACUUUAUUUGUUACUUCAUGUUGGGAAGAUACAUUUUAGUCUUGUUGCUGUUGACGUUAGCAAAUCUGAACUAGGACCACUCAAUCGAGUAAUCCAAAUCACUGAACUUGAAAGUCUUAAACCAUAUUUUCCUGGCGUUUGUCGACUCCGACGGUGUUUUCAAUGGUUUGCUGGUGUAUGCGUAACUUUUUUCUGGGUCGUAUUAGUUUGUGUGAUUAUUUUGGGGGUUUGUUAUGGAGUUUAUCUACUUCGCUCUAGAAAAUUACGCGCAUUAGAACGUCAAAACUGUCGAGUAAGAGAACUGGUGGCAGAAGUUGUAUACUUGCUACAAGAUCAGUUACGAGAAAAUGAAGCCAGUGCUAAUCAGCCUCCUUAUGUUCCUGUCUAUAUGAUACGUGACCGCUUGCGUCAAAAACAUCACGACUUAGAUCGGUUCUGGCCUGAAGUUACGCGUUAUGUUUAUGAAGUAGAAACUUGUAUCGGUGUACAAGAAUGGAGAGGUGUAGGUGAAACAUGGCAGUGGCAAAGUGGCACAGGUUGGCAAGGUUCUGCACUUAUGGACACGUCACAGAAGCCAAGUUUUAUUGUUCCCCCAACGGAGUGCUUGAAAAUAAGGAAUAUGUUUUCUACUGAAAGUAUCGAUGAACGUGGACGUAAAAGAAUCAAACGCGAACUCUUAAAAAAAUUAAUGCCUUGUGGGUCCAUUUUACACAUAGGUUUAGAUAGUGUUGGAAUAAAUGGAUUGGUGUAUGUAAAGUGUGCAGAUCCGGAAACUGCAGGUCGCGUUUUCCACUCGAUACAUGCUAAUUAUUUUGAUGGUCGUUUGUUGACUGUAAAGUUCUUACGGGAUAAUAAGUAUUGUUUACGCUUCCCUGAGGCUCAUAGUAUAAAACAGCCACUUCAAAUAGAAGAUUUCGAAUGA